AUCUUCCCUCCUCGGCGGGCGAGGGUGGGGGGGGCGGGGGAGGCCGGGGCUCGCCCCGUGCAGCCACGAUGCUCCUGGACGCCGGCCCCCAGUAUCCCGCGAUCGGUGUGACCACCUUUGGCGCGUCCCGCCACCACUCGGCGGGCGACGUGGCCGAGCGAGACGUGGGCCUGGGCAUCAACCCGUUCGCCGACGGCAUGGGCGCCUUCAAGCUCAACCCCAGCUCGCACGAACUGGCCUCGGCCGGCCAGACAGCCUUCACGUCGCAGGCGCCCGGCUACGCGGCCGCCGCGGCCCUGGGCCACCACCACCACCCGGGCCACGUCGGCUCCUACUCGAGCGCGGCUUUCAAUUCUACGCGGGACUUUCUGUUCCGCAACCGGGGCUUCGGCGACGCGGCGGCGGCAGCCAGCGCGCAGCACAGUCUCUUCGCCGCCUCGGCCGGCGGCUUCGGGGGUCCGCACGGCCACACGGACGCCGCGGGCCAUCUCCUUUUUCCUGGGCUUCACGAGCAAGCGGCGGGCCACGCGUCGCCCAACGUGGUCAACGGGCAGAUGCGGCUGGGCUUCUCCGGGGACAUGUACCCGAGGCCAGAACAGUACGGCCAGGUGACUAGCCCACGGUCGGAGCACUACGCCGCGCCACAGCUCCACGGCUAUGGGCCCAUGAACGUGAACAUGGCUGCACAUCACGGCGCCGGCGCCUUCUUCCGCUACAUGCGCCAACCCAUCAAGCAAGAGCUCAUCUGUAAGUGGAUCGAGCCGGAGCAGCUGGCUAACCCCAAAAAGUCGUGCAACAAAACUUUCAGCACCAUGCACGAGCUGGUCACGCACGUCACCGUGGAGCACGUCGGCGGCCCAGAGCAGAGUAACCACAUCUGCUUCUGGGAGGAGUGUCCGCGCGAGGGCAAGCCCUUCAAAGCCAAAUACAAACUGGUCAACCACAUUCGCGUGCACACGGGCGAGAAGCCUUUCCCCUGCCCUUUCCCUGGCUGCGGCAAGGUCUUCGCACGUUCAGAGAACCUAAAGAUCCACAAAAGGACGCACACAGGAGAGAAGCCCUUCAAGUGCGAGUUCGAGGGCUGCGACCGGCGCUUCGCCAACAGCAGCGACCGCAAGAAACACAUGCACGUCCACACGAGUGACAAGCCCUACCUUUGCAAGAUGUGCGAUAAGUCCUACACGCACCCCAGCUCGCUGCGCAAACACAUGAAGGUCCACGAAUCCUCCUCUCAGGGCUCGCAGCCUUCGCCUGCCGCCAGCUCCGGCUACGAGUCGUCCACGCCACCCACCAUCGUGUCUCCCUCCACAGACAACCCGACCACUAGCUCUAUGUCGCCCUCCUCCUCUGCGGUCCACCACACAGCCGGCCACAGCGCGCUCUCCUCCAAUUUUAACGAAUGGUACGUUUAAAAUCAGAAACAAAACAUAGCGAACAAAACCCUAUUUAAGAGACUGAACACACAUGUAUAACAGUAUUAUUGAAAGAACCCUGCGAAUCAAAACAACCCCUCACACAGACCCGGCGAUCGUAUAUCUUUUUUUUUCCAACCUGACGUAGACCCAGGACUAAGAGAGGAAGCAGCAAGUCUUUAAUUUUUUUUUCUUUUCCUGUUCUUUCUUUUUCUGUUUUUGGAAAAGGCUUGGUAGCUCAAGGGCGGGAGGGGGUCGAAGAGGAGGCGGCAGCCUGACCAAAGGCCUCCAACCCAGAGGGGCCAAUCCUUGGAUGGAUCAGGCUCUCUGGGGCUGCAAAUUUUUGCUUUUUGCCCCCUAUUCUUCUUGCUUCAUUUUCUUGUAAAUACAGAAUUAUUAGCUUAAAUCUGUUCUGUUGGAUUCUGUAUAUAGUUACACUCGGUUGGAGUGGGUGGGUG
Messenger RNA from Nannospalax galili (Upper Galilee mountains blind mole rat), 1870 nucleotides. RefSeq names its product Zic family member 1 (gene Zic1). Gene Ontology annotation, molecular function: RNA polymerase II cis-regulatory region sequence-specific DNA binding; DNA-binding transcription factor activity, RNA polymerase II-specific. Gene Ontology annotation, biological process: regulation of transcription by RNA polymerase II; central nervous system development. Gene Ontology annotation, cellular component: nucleus. Bases 69 to 1412 code for a protein of 447 amino acids. The transcript is spliced from 3 exons. The record is from RefSeq and is a predicted model, not a curated record. Lineage: Eukaryota; Metazoa; Chordata; Mammalia; Rodentia; Spalacidae.